Recurvomyces mirabilis is the source of this 3360-nucleotide messenger RNA. RefSeq lists its product as uncharacterized. The record is from RefSeq and is a predicted model, not a curated record. The coding region runs from base 1 to 3360 and encodes 1119 amino acids. Lineage: Eukaryota; Fungi; Ascomycota; Dothideomycetes; Mycosphaerellales; Teratosphaeriaceae. The transcript is spliced from 2 exons.
AUGGCAGCCAGCGAUCUAGCUGGAAUUGACACGAUUCGAGCCAAAUCUCCCAGCUUUGAUGACAGCGAAUUAGCUGCAGCAAGCAAGCAGGUCCGACAACUGCUGACUUGCUGCGAGGCUACCACUGACGAGGUCAUCAGUCGAGAGGCAAAAGCACAGGUCGCACGAUUUGACUUGUGGGCAUCGAACAUCGGGGUUUUCGCGAAACGCCACGCCUCUCUGGACUAUCGACUGCGCGCCGCGCCGAUCAGCAGAGCGGCUAUAGAGAGCAGUCUUGACACUCUGUGUAACAACAUAUUUUUCGCACUGACAGGGGACUACGAUGUUGCUGAGCAGGAGCAAGAUCGGCUUGGUGAUCUGGUCGAGGACAUUCCCCAGUACUGCCAAGGUCUCAUUCGUCGACAUAGGCCUGCUCCUACGACUACUCUGGAAGGCCUGCAUACCGUUGGGACCUCGAUCACGUCGCUGCAUCGCCUCUCACUCGCCAUCCGCAAGUCAGGGAACCGGAACUCAUUGUCCAGGGUUCCUGGUCUCCUUGACGUCGACCAUGGCUACACGCUCUUCCACAACACCAAUGCAGAACAGCAAGCUGUGCUAGCCUGCACGUACGCUAUCACGUCGACAUUCGAGGACUUUGUCAGAUCGACGCUGUCACGGAGGUGGUUGCAAUAUGCGACAGAUCCGAGCUCUGCCCAAGGGCAAGCACAGCAUACUCCAGACUUAGGUCUCAACAAAGUGCAAGCGGAGUAUAGAUCGAUCAUGCUGGAUCGCUGCGUGGCUAUGAUUGUGAGCCGACGAAGGCUUCUCGUGUACUUUGGCAAUCACCAAAGUAAGCUUGAGAACUCUGUCGACCACAACCCGGGUAUCAGACAGAAAGGUACAUGGCCCAAUCCUGUGACCACAUCAUCCCCGUUCAACGAUAUACAAGCCUUGGACAACGCACCAGAAAAACUUGCAGAGAUACCCUUCAGCGAGACUGAAGCUUCCAUAAUCGAAGACUCAAAACUUGCGAAGCCUAUGUCGGAAGUAGAGCCAUCCGUUACCUCGUCAACAGGGAGUUCGACGCUCAGUGAAGCUUCCCAAGAGAUCACGAAAUGCUUCGACCUUCCCAGCCCGCCGCUGCUAAGUCCGGGCGAGCGUGAAGGGACUUGUCCGUAUUGCCGUCUGGUCCUCCCAGCCAAGGAGUUCUCCAAAAGUCGACGCAAUCGUAAGUGGAAACAUCACCUGUGGCAAGAUUUGCAGCCAUACUGUUGUCUUCAUUCCAGCUGCCCCCAAUCGGGCAAGCGAUAUGGCAAUCUCAGGGAAUGGCAGGCUCAUCUUGAUCAGCCACAUAUCUUGCAGCUCGAUCAAACACAAGAGUCAAAUGAGUUAGAGCUAUCAAACAAUUUCCGCGCGGCUGUAGAGUCGAAAGCACAAACCGAAGAAAAUGUGAUAGCAUCGCAGUCCAAGACCCUCAGCGAAGGCGAGACCAUACUUACCUUGCCCGAUUCCCUUCAAUCUGGCUGGUGUUUUGUCUGUCUCGGCCGAUAUGAUGGUAACGAAGCGCUACGGAUGCAUACCGCUCGCCACCUGGAGAUAGCCUCGCUACUAGCAUUACCUCUACGGCAGGAUGUCGCGGAUGUCGAUGACAUUCCAAGUAGCAUUCCGUCCGUGGGAGAUGCGAUCGGUCUUGCGGAUUCCGCGGGCGGCGAUGAAAUAUCACCAUUACCAUCUCGAGAGCAUGCGGGACGAAACGACUCUGUCGUACCCUUGACCUCAUAUCGAUUGGAAGCUUUGGACAACCAAGAGGACGGCGGUAGAGGUGUCGCAGGCUGGCUUGUGGGAGCACAAGAUGCUGUUAAUCUGCCAGCCGAGAUGCGUGAAGCCCUUGCAGAUGAUGGAACAGCACUUGCGCGUGAUGUCUCUAAACAAUAUGACCAUCCCACUCGACUCAUCGACACUCGGACUCUAGCAAUAAAGCAUAUUCAGUCCGGCAGUCAAGUGAGGUACGGCAUACUUUCUCAUGUGUGGGGCCCACAGGAGAUCUCCUACGAAAACUUCUUCAACGAGCAAGCAAGAGACGGUCAAGGCUUUACAAAAGUUUGGAAAUGCUGUAAGCUUGCAUUAGAACAUGGGUUAGACUACAUGUGGAUCGACAGCUGUUGUAUCGACCGAGGGAGUACCGCCGAGUUGAGCGAGGCAAUAAAUUCCAUGUUUGCAUGGUAUGCGUCUGCUGCCAUAUGCUUCGUCUACCUUGCAGAUGUGGGAAUGCCCACAAACUCGGUCCAUAGUGGCAACGACGAACAGUUCUUCGGGAGCCGAUGGUUUACCCGUGGAUGGAGUCUGCAAGAGCUGCUUGCGCCGCGGAACGUACGAUUCUUUGAUUGCGAUUGGAGACUGCUUGGCACUCUGUCGGAGCUCACUAACAUGGUGAAGGACAUCACUGGCUUGGAGACAGCGCUACUCAGGCACGAGAAGCCGAUCAGUGCAUAUAGCGUCGCUCAGCGUAUGUCCUGGGCUGCAGGCAGAAUGACCACGCGGCGUGAAGACAUGGCAUACUGCUUGCUUGGUAUCUUUGAAGUCCACAUGCCUUUACUGUAUGGUGAGGACGAUGGGGCUUUCCUGAGACUGCAGCAUGAGGUGUGUAAACGGCAUCGGGAUGAUACCAUCUUCGCCUGGAGCGACGAGCACAUGCUUCUAGCCCCUGCACUUACUGGAGCUAUGUUCGCUCCCGACGUUCGAUGCUUCCUCGGGUGUCGCGAUGUUGUUCAGACAGAUUGGCCUGAGCCUUUGCAAUGGGAAUUAACACAGGGAGGACUUCAUAUCAGCGGCGCAAUGACUAUGCCUGGACCGUCAGACGAAAGCACGUUGUUAGUGCUGAGCUGCGCACCGCGGGAGAAGAAAACUUCUCGUUAUGUCCUAACGUUACGGUACUCGAGGACGGACGGGCGUUAUACUGUUCGCUCUCCACGUCAAGUACAGAUCUUCAACGUGACGGAGAUUAGGGCAAGGGCCACACGAGGCAGUAUUAAGAUCCACAUCCAGAUGAGCAACUCGGAGGCUUUUCACGACGAGAAAGACAAGAUCGAGCGUGAGCGCAUCGAGCGCAAGAUCGCCGGAACGGAGGCUGCUGAAGCGGCGCGUGAGGUGUUGGCGAAAAACCGACAAGGAGUCACCUCAAGCUUUGAUCCGGCAGUGUCAUACAGCGGUGACGUGAUGUCGGAGAGACGCGAUGAAUACACACCGCCCGAGGCCCCUGGACCCGCCGUUGCUGGCCGGCCAGAUGACUACAUUGCUAGCUCUUGGCUUCCACUAGAAGAUGACCGUGGACCACCCACGAGAAUUGCGAAGAAAAGUGAUCGGAGGCGACGCAGAGGAUAA